AUGCCUCGUGCUAUGGCGCAGAGUCUCGAAACCAGACCGUCUGUCUCGGACCUGCAGGGCGACAGUCCAUGGGUAGCCCUCGCCAAAACCCAUUGGCUCAAGCAGAAAAAAGUGCGCAAAGCCAAGCAGGAUGUCCUCACCAACGACAUCUGGAAUCCGCUUGAAGCUGAAGGCUUUCCAACGCGAUCGCUACUGACAUUGGAGAACUUGAAUAUCUUGGAAAAGUUUCUCUGGCCUACCUAUACCGAAGAUGCAUCAAACCACCAUGUUCUGUUGAUCGCUGUCAUUGUAGGCAUCAAGCAUGGGGAGCAUUUGCCAAUUUGGGAGCAUUUUCUCGACCGUCCCGACGAUUUCUCCAAUUUGUUCCACCGCAUUCUGUCAAUGAGCUUGGAUUCGUCACUUUCCAGUUUUUCAAGGCUGUCUAUCCUGUCAUUUAUCAUCAGCUGCUUCCAGUCCCUUGAGAAUAACAUGAUUCGGAAAGAAUGCGCGCCCCUGGUAUCGAUAUCAAUCUGGCACAAUCUGUCUAGCGAGGCAAAAAGGGACCAAAUCCUGGAAAAGGCGCCAAUACUGAAGAAGGCAUGGAGAGCUUCAGGGAAACGUUUCGAGGCUGGCGAUGAACCAGCCAAAGCGAAAAUUCGAUUUGAAAGAUCCUGGCUCUUCACAUUGCUUUUGGAUUUGCUCCAAAGGCUCAAUGCGACCGGCCAGCCCCAAGUCGACGACUUGCGAUACUGCGAACGAUUCUUUGAGCUACUCGUUGAUCUCGAGAGUCAGCUGCCGACAAGGAGAUAUGUCAAUACCCUCCUGAAAGACCUGAACCUCCUUCCUCUGAUCCGACUUUCUCCCUUGUAUAACUCAGCCGACCAGACCCUGAUUCGCGACUUCUACUCACUGCUACAACAUUUUGUGGAGUUUGCCAUUGAUGACUACACAGGAGAGUCACUGUCCACGCAGGAUGUGUAUGACAUUCAUUGUCAGCAACUGGCCCGGCUCCAAAGAACAGCCAUCAAACAUUUCAAGGAAAAGUUGACCAUUCUUGCUCUCUCCAAUUAUGGUUCCAUUGAGCAGCGAUCAGAGCUUGAGGGAAGUCUAUCCGAUUUGACCGAUGACGAACUUCAAGACCUCUGUGCACGUCUUGGCUUUAGGACUACAUAUCCAAAGCAAUCCCAGGUUGUGCCUCGUCGGCAACUGUAUCUAGAGGUUUUGGUAUCUCAUUUCGAACGAAAACUCUCUUUUCAAGAAUCGGCGGCCAAGCUGAGUGUUUUGCCUACCGAAGAGACCCUCUAUGACCCUGCGUUGUUGCGAAAUGAGACCUAUGACGGGUCGCGUCCUCUUGCCAUUCCAAAAUUGAAUCUACAGUACUUGAGUCUUGGUGACUUUAUGUGGCGUUCAUUUUUGCUUUACCGUUCAGAAGCAUUCUUCGGGAUCAGAAAGGACCUAGAGGGAAUUUUGAAGCGACUGCAGCCACGGCUAAACCAAUCAACUCAAGCAGUCGUGUUCGAAGGUUUCUCAAAGAUGGCAAUCCCUAUAGCCAAGCCGGCAAUCAUCGAAGUUGCUCCUCCCAAGGUUGGAUCAGCGAAACCAGCCUUUGUCCGAGCCGAGCUUACUCUUGAGGUUGGCCGCCUCAAUGACAGCAUACGAAAAGAAUGGGAGUCUCUUCGCCCAGAUGAUGCCGUUUUCCUCCUUGCGGUCACGUCGCCAACUUCUCCAAAGUCUCUCGGUGUGUCAGAAGCUCCUUCUUUAACCUAUGUUCGUACAGCAGAGGUUGUGCAAGUCUUAGACGAAAACGGGCGUGUAUUGCGUGAGCCUAAAUCAAACCAAGAAAAUGGCUUUACGCGGAGACCACAACUUAGAAGACUGCUGUUGAACCUGGACGCCGAUGCUUUCCAAGCAGACAGCGAUCGGAAAUCUCAAGGAAAGCCUGAUGUCUACCCGUUGAUCAACGUUGUCGUGAGGAGAAGAGGAAGAGAGAAUAACUUCAAGCCGGUACUUCAAACGAUGCAACAGCUUAUCACGUCGAAUAUCGCGCUACCCUCUUGGCUCCAAGAAAUUUUCCUCGGGUAUGGAGAUCCGGCCAGUGCUCGCUACACUGAACUCCCCAAUAGGGUCAAGUCUCUGGAUUAUCGCGAUACAUUUUUGGAUUGGCAACACCUGGUAGAAACCUAUCCCGGCAAGACCAUCGAACCGUCCGCAAAUGAGACCUCAAGCUUUGGACCCCCGUAUGUUCUUCACCAUGAAGACGAGGCCCUUCCUACGAGUACGUCAAAUGCGUCGAAGAAGCGUCGACGUGGUCAGGUCGAAACACCAGCAGAAGCUGGUGUCAUCCAUGUAUCCACCUACAAACCUCCAAACCGGGGGCCUUAUCCCGUGGAUGCCCCUAGGCUCAAUACUAUCCGUUUUACCCCAGCACAAGUUGAGGCAAUCACUUCAGGCAGUCAGCCUGGUUUGACGGUAAUUGUUGGUCCUCCUGGCACGGGCAAAACCGAUGUGGCAACACAGAUUAUAAACAACAUCUAUCAUAAUUUCCCCAACGAGCGAACACUUCUUGUUGCACACAGCAAUCAAGCUCUGAACCAGCUCUUUCAAAAGAUCGUCGCACUAGACAUAGAUGAACGCCAUCUUCUUCGACUGGGUCACGGUGAAGAGGAGUUAGAAACGGAGACAAGUUAUAGCAAAUACGGGCGAGUGGAAUCAUUCCUUGAAAACCGCACCCACUUGUUGGCCGAGGUUAACCGCUUGGCUGCUUCGAUUGGAGCUACGGGUGCACAUGGCAACUCUUGUGAGACGGCUGGCUAUUUCAACACGGUUUAUAUUCAGCCAUCUUGGGCCAAAUUCUGGGAAAUGGCACACUCUGAGCAGACUUCUGUGGAGGAUGUGGUGAUGUCUUUCCCAUUUCACUCGUACUUUUCGAAUGCGCCAAAGCCUAUCUUUGAGCCUGGAAGUUCCAAGGAUGAUGUUUUGGACGCUGCCGCGGGUGGACAACGGCACAUAGAGAAGAUUUUCUCCGAGUUGGAGGAUAUCCGACCAUUCGAGAUUCUACGACAACCUCGCGAUCGUGCGAAUUAUCUUUUGAUCAAAGAAGCUAGAAUCAUUGCGAUGACCUCUACACAUGCUGCAAUGCGUCGACAGGAAAUUGCCGAACUAGGUUUCCGCUAUGACAAUGUUGUUAUGGAAGAAGCAGCGCAAAUAACCGAAAUUGAAACGUUUAUUCCCUGUGCCUUGCAAGAUAUUUCAGAUGGACAAUUACCGCUGAAACGUGUUGUUAUGUGCGGUGAUCAUCUGCAAAAUUCUCCCAUUGUGCAGAAUCUCGCGUUCAGACAAUAUGCCAAUUUCGAACAAAGUCUCUUUCUGAGGUUAGUUAGGUUGGGUGUACCUACUAUCACACUCGACCAGCAAGGCCGAGCGCGGCCAACCAUAGCGGACCUCUUCAAGUGGCGUUAUCAAAACCUGUCUAAUCUUCCUGCUGUUGAGGAGAAGCCAGAAUACAAGGUCGCCAAUCCGGGUUUCCGUUUUGAUUACCAAUUUAUCAACGUCCCAGACUACCAAGGCACUGGAGAAAGAGAACCAAGUCCACACUUCAUCCAGAAUCUCGGUGAAGCCGAAUACGCUGUGGCUAUCUACCAAUACAUGCGACUUCUGGGAUACCCUGCGUCCAAGAUUUCAAUUCUCACAGCAUAUGCUGGGCAAAGGGCUUUGAUCAGGGACGUCCUGAACCAUCGCUGUGUCAAGCACCCCUUCUUUGGACUUCCCAAGAUAGUCACGACAGUUGACAAAUAUCAAGGCGAGCAGAACGACUAUGUUAUUCUUUCACUUGUUCGCACACGGACAGUAGGCUAUCUUCGCGAUGUGCGCCGCCUCACGGUCGCGUUGUCACGGGCUAGGCUUGGUCUAUACGUUCUCGGCCGACUGGACGUCUUUGCCUCGUGCUAUGAAUUGAAACCAGCAUUUGACCUACUCACCCAGCGACCUGACAAGCUUAUGCUGGUUCCCGGCGAAAUGUUCCCUACUACUCGAUUACAAGAAGACGAGGUCGAGGGGACAGCAAUGGAAGGUCUCGAGCACCUAGGACAGUACGUCUUUGAAAUGACCGAGGCCAAGAUGAAGGCAGUGGGAGCUAAUGCUCUCAUUGCCGACAACAUUCCCAACGAAGACGACGAGGACGAGGCAAUGCUAGGCCCUGGUGACGACGAAGAAGACCUCACUAUUCAACAAGGCCUAUGA
Talaromyces rugulosus is the source of this 4218-nucleotide messenger RNA. RefSeq lists its product as uncharacterized. The coding region runs from base 1 to 4218 and encodes 1405 amino acids. The record is from RefSeq and is a predicted model, not a curated record. The transcript is spliced from 4 exons. NCBI's taxonomy places the organism in Eukaryota, Fungi, Ascomycota, Eurotiomycetes, Eurotiales, Trichocomaceae. Gene Ontology annotation, biological process: mRNA splicing, via spliceosome. Gene Ontology annotation, molecular function: mRNA binding; helicase activity. Gene Ontology annotation, cellular component: catalytic step 2 spliceosome.